CAGCCUCACAAAAAUACUUGCACAGGGGGAAAUUUCCAAAGAAAUUGAACGAAUUCUUCAGUCAAACUGGAAGACAUGAAGAUAUAUUCAUUGUAACAGAUGACUGGAGAAGGAUUAAAGAGCUGGUGUAAAUGACUGCUGCUGCCUCCCAGACCAAGAUAACCUGCUCAGUCAGUUGGAGCCCCCUGUGGACAGCUGUCUCUCUCAGCUGAUGGAAGCUGCUACUAACCACUGAAUGGGGGAGCGUGGAGGAACAGCCACAGUACCAGCAGCCGCAGCAGCUGAAACAGUGGCGGCAGGCAGUAACAGCAGCAAGCAAGAGCUCUAUUGUUCCCUGAUGUUAAACAGUUUUUCCUUUUCAACUGGCAUGCACAAUAGCUGGGAAGCGAUUUCCAUUCUGCCAUCCCUGUGAAGAAAUUCUGAAGGGGGGGGAAUUUACUCACGCCCCCGGGGUUAUCCAUUGUACUGCAGAUUCUGAUACUGAACCAGGCUUCUGGAAGGCAUGGGGCUGAGAGAGAAGAGCUCAGCUUUAUCCGAUGGUCCAGGGGCGUCCGCUGUUCCAAGCAAGUCUAUUGGAGUUCUUGUGGUUCUUCUGUUUGGAAUCUGGGGAGCUAAGGCACAAAGUGAAUUUGAAACUUCAUCUGUGUAUUUGUGGAAGACGGGUCCAUGGGGUAGGUGUAUGGGAGAUGAAUGUGGCCCAGGAGGCAUCCAGACUCGUGCAGUCUGGUGCGCGCACGUGGAAGGAUGGACCACAUUGCUUACAAACUGCAAGCAGGCAGAGAGGCCUGACAACCAGCAGAACUGCUUCAGAGUUUGUGACUGGCACAAAGAAUUGUAUGACUGGCAGUUGGGUAACUGGAAUCAGUGCCAGCCAGUUAUCUCAAGGAGUGUGGAAAAACCAGCAGAGUGCGUCAGAGGGGAAGAAGGAAUUCAGACAAGAGACAUAAGGUGUGUCCAAAAAUCAAAUGGGGUUGUAGUAGAGGACACAAUAUGUGAAUAUUUCGAGCCUAAGCCACAGCUGGAGCAGGGAUGCCUCAUCCCUUGCCGGAAGGACUGCAUUGUGGCUGAAUUCUCGGCCUGGUCAGAGUGCUCCAAGAGCUGUGGCAAAGGGCUGAAGCAUCGGUCUCGCCAUGUCGUUGCCCCACCUCAGUUUGGGGGCUCUGCCUGUCCUAACCUGACUGAAUUUCAGGUUUGUAGUUCUUCCCCAUGCACUACUGAAGAAAGCAUGUAUAGUCUGAAUGUGGGUCCAUGGAGUACAUGUUCAGUGCCCCACUCACGACAUAUACGGCAAGCAAGGAAACGUGGAAAGAACAAAGAAAAAGAAAAGGACAAGGACAAGGAGAAAGCAAUAAGGGAUCCGGAAGCCCGUGAGCUUAUUAAGAAAAAGAGGAAUCGGAACAGACAGAACAGACAGGAGAACAAAUAUUGGGACAUACAAAUUGGAUACCAGACCAGGCAGGUGAUGUGCACUCACAGGAAUGGAAAAACCGUUGCCUUGAGCUUUUGCCAACAGGAGAAAUUGCCAAUUACUUUCCAGUCUUGUGUGAUCACAAAGGAAUGCCAGGUGACAGAAUGGUCUGAAUGGAGCCCAUGUUCCAAGACAUGCUUUGAUAUGACAUCCCCGAAAGGCAAUCGCACAAGAACAAGGACCAUUAAACAGUUUCCUGUUGGUAAUGAAAGUGAGUGCCCGGAACUAGAAGAAACCGAGGAGUGUAUGUCUCAAGGAGAUGGAGUGCCCCCGUGUAUCAUGUAUGGUUGGAGAACGACAGAGUGGACUGAAUGUCGCAUUGAUCCUUUACUGAGCCAGCAGGAUAAACGACGUGGAAAUCAAACAGCUCUUUGUGGAGGUGGGAUUCAGACGCGGGAGGUGUAUUGUGUGCAAGCUAAUGAAAACCUCCUCUCUUAUUUAAACACGCUCAAAGAAAAAGAAGCAUCCAAGCCUGUGGAUUGGAAGCUGUGCACAGGCCCAACGCCAAGCACCACCCAGUUGUGCCAUAUCCCAUGUCCUAUAGAGUGUGAAGUAUUAGUCUGGUCUGCUUGGGGACCAUGUACAUUUGAAAGUUGUGAUGAUCAACAAGCAAAAAAAGGUUUUAAACUAAGAAAACGCCGCAUCACAAAUGAACCCACAGGAGGCACUGGCAGCUGCCCCCACCUGCUUGAAGCCAUCCCAUGUGAAGAACCAUCUUGCUAUGACUGGAGGAUAGUAAGGCUGGAAGAAUGCAUUCCAGACAAUGAAAAGGAGUGUGGACCUGGUACUCAGGUUCCACAGGUAGUCUGUAUCAACAGUGACGGAGAAGAGGUUGAUAGACAGCUGUGCAGAGAUGCUAUCUAUCCAGUCCCCAUCGUUUGCGAUGUUCCAUGCCCAAAGGAUUGCGUACUCAGCACGUGGUCUGGAUGGUCCUCCUGCUCACACACCUGCUCAGGAAAAACCACAGAAGGAAAACAGAUGCGUGCCCGUUCUAUCUUGGCUUAUGCAGGUGAAGAAGGAGGACUUCAAUGCCCAAACAUCAGCAUGUUGCAGGAAACACGCACCUGCAAUGAACAUCCUUGCACAGUGUACCACUGGCAGACAGGACCUUGGGGCCAAUGUAUAGAGGAUGUCUCUGUGUCAGCAUUUAAUUCUUCUUCCAGCUGGAAUGGGGAAGCCACUUGUGCAGUUGGGAUGCAAACAAGAAAAGUCAUCUGUGUGAGGGUCAACGUGGGACAAGUAGGACCCAAAAAGUGUCCUGAAAGCCUUCGUCCUGAAACUGUUAGACCUUGCUUGCUUCCCUGUAGAAAAGAUUGCAUUGUGACUCCUUACAGUGACUGGACACCAUGCCCGUUAUCAUGUCAAGAAGGGACUGCUACAGUAACAAAGCAGUCUCGGCAUCGUGUCAGCUUGCAACUCCCUGCAAAUGGUGGCCGUGAUUGCCCAGAUACUAUGUAUGAAGAAAGGGAUUGUGAACCUCUUCCUGUCUGCAGUUUUUACAGGUGGAAGACACACAAAUGGCGCAGGUGUCAGCUUGUACCCUGGUAUGUUCGUCAAGAUAGUCCAGGUGCUCAGGAGACAUGUGGUCCUGGUCUACAAGCUAGAGCAAUAACAUGUCGCAAACAAGAUGGUGGACAGGCUGAUAUCAGCGAGUGCCUUAAGUAUGCAGGCUCUUUACCACCUUUAACUCAACUCUGCCAAAUCCCUUGCCAAGAUGACUGUCAGUUCACAAACUGGUCAAAAUUCUCCUCUUGCAAUGGAGAUUGUGGAGCAGUUCGGACAAGAAAACGGUCUCCAGUUGGAAAAAGUAAGAAGAGGGAAAAGUGCAAAAAUCCCCAGAUGUACCCACUGAUUGAGACUCAGUUCUGUCCAUGUGACAAGUAUAAUGCCCAGCCUGUGGGGAACUGGUCAGACUGUAUUUUACCCGAGGGCAAAGUGGACGUAUUACUGGGAAUGAAAGUACAAGGAGACAUCAAAGAGUGUGGACAAGGCUACCGUUACCAAGCCAUGGCUUGCUAUGAUCAAAACAGCAGGCUUGUUGAAACAUCUCGAUGCAACAGUCACGGAUACAUUGAAGAAGCCUGCAUCAUACCAUGCCCUUCUGAUUGCAAGCUCAGUGAGUGGUCCAACUGGUCACGUUGCACUAAAUCCUGUGGCAGCGGGGUCAAAGUUAGGUCUAAGUGGCUGCGAGAAAAACCCUACAAUGGUGGAAGGCCGUGCCCCAAGUUGGAUCACGUCAGUCAGGCACAGGUAUAUGAGGCUGUCCCAUGCCACAGUGACUGCAGCCAAUACAUAGGAAUCACUGAUCCAUGGAGUGUGUGCAAAGUGACUAAUGUGGACUUAAGGGAGAAUUGUGGAGAGGGUGUGCAAACCAGAAAAGUGAGGUGCAUGCAAAACACUGUGGAUGGCCCUUCAGACACUGUUGAAGACUACCUUUGUGACCAGGAAGAGAUGCCUCUUGGUGCUAGGAAAUGCACAUUGCCAUGCCCAGAGGACUGCGUCAUGUCUGAAUGGGGCCCAUGGUCUAGGUGUCCCUUGCCAUGUAAUGGAAGCAUCAUGAGGGAACGGUCAGCAGAAGUGAUGAGACAACCUCAAGAAGGGAAGGCCUGUCCUCCCUCUGUGGAGACAGAACCAUGCAGUUUCAACAAAAACUGUUUCCACUAUCAUUAUAAUGUGACAGAGUGGAGUACAUGUCAACUAAGUGAGAAAGCAGUCUGUGGUAAUGGGGUGAAGACAAGAAUGCUUGAUUGUAUUCGCAGUGAUGGCAAAUCUGUUGACCUGAAGUUCUGUGUAGAGCUUGGCUUGGAAAAGAUGUGGCAUAUGAACACGUCCUGUGUGGUGGAAUGUCCUGUGAACUGUCAGCUGUCUGACUGGUCUCCAUGGUCCAAGUGUUCUCAGACUUGUGGCCUUUCUGGAAAGAUGAUACGAAGGAGAAAGGUUAUCCAACCCUUCCAAGGUGAUGGCAGACCAUGUCCGUCACAAAUGGAGCAAUUCAAACCCUGCCCAGUGAAACCUUGCUAUCGAUGGCAAUAUAGCCAGUGGGCUGACUGCAAGGUUGAGGGUGCUCAGUGUGGAGAGGGCAUAAGAGUAAGAAACAUUUCCUGUGUGGUGUAUGAUGGAUCCAGUGAUGACGUAGGCAAAAUGGUAGAUGAGGAAUUUUGUGGGGAAAUUGAGCCUGUUGUUGAAGGCAAUAAGAAAAUGGUGCUCGAGGAAACAUGCACGCUACCUUGUCCAGGUGAUUGUUACUUAAAGGAGUGGUCAGAAUGGAGUCUUUGUCAGUUGACUUGUGUAAAUGGCGAAGAUCUUGGAUUUGGAGGUAUACAAGUGCGAUCACGAGCAGUGAUGAUUCAAGACUUGGAAAAUCAACAUCUCUGUCCAGAGCAGGUUUUGGAAACUAGACAAUGUAAUGGUGGCCAGUGUUAUGAGUACAAGUGGAUGGCCAGUCCCUGGAAGGGAUCUUCUCGGACUGUAUGGUGCCAAAGAUCAGAUGGCUUAAAUGUUACAGGAGGCUGUUUAGUGAUGCACCAACCAGAUGUUGACAGGUCAUGUAAGCCACCGUGCAGCCAGCCCCAUUCUUACUGUAGUGAGAUGAGAAUGUGUGCUUGUGAAGAAGGAUACACUGAAGUCAUGUCUUCUGAUGGCACACUUGAGCAAUGCACUCUUAUCCCAGUGGUAGUCAUUCCCACAGUGGAGGACAAAAGGGGAGAUGUAAAAACGAGCCGAGCAGUGAACCCCACACAGCCACCCAAUACCCCAUCAGGAAGAGGAAGGACUUGGUUUCUACAGCCAUUUGGACCAGAUGGGAAGCUGAAGACCUGGGUUUAUGGUGUAGCUGCUGGUGCAUUUGUUUUGCUCAUCUUUAUUGUUUCAAUGAUCUAUCUUGCCUGCAAAAAGCCAAAGAAGCCUCAGAGAAGACAGAACAACCGUCUGAAACCUUUAACAUUGGCUUAUGAUGGAGAUGCAGACAUGUAAACUAUGACUUCCCAUCAACCUUAGUUUCUUAAACUGUAGUGUUUAAAGGCAGCAUGUACUUUGUGUACAUUACGGAGCAGAUGUUACAUCACAAGACAAAAAACAAUGACUUCAUAACGGCCAUGGAAUUUCCAAGAAACAUGUUUUGUUCUAGACCAGUCAGUACAGCAAAUUCUGUUGACUAAUUCCUACUGUAAGCUCUGCAGCUGGAAAUUUUAACGUGGCCUUCUUUGAAAUUUAUGAACUGGGUAGCCACUUGUCUCUCUAGCCUAUGGUAGAUGACUUAGUAGUGACAUCAUCUCUGAGAGUCUUGAUGCCAAAACUUUCAGUUGCAUUAACCUAUUGUACUCAGAAAGCAUGAAGAGAUUGUACCAAGAUGUCUAGAAUGCUUUACAUACAACUUACAUACUCAAUUGGCACCAUAUGUAUUAAUCUGUCAAAUGAGAUAUUGGCUACAGAGCAUCGUAAUGCACAGCAACCUAUUAACUUUUAACUGAGAAUUAACAACCCUCUGAGCAAAUUUAGCAUCUUGGCAGAUUUAAGGCAGUUUUUCUUAAGCUGUUUUUCAAAGAGCGAGGACUUCCAAGAUGCUGUCCUCUUAUCAGUUCCAGGUACGAAAGCCUUCACACACACAAUGAUUAUGAAAAGAAACAUUUUCAGGUUCAAUAUUUUAUAGGAGGUCUGGGAAUUAAUAUCCACAUGUAAUAAGUUUUUACUUUCUCUAACUCUCAAACUGUUGCCUGCAACUUUUUUGCUACAUGUAAGGCAAUUUUUUGCACUAUAUUAGUGCAGCAUGAUAUGCACUUAUUAACUAGUAUUGCCAUAGAAACUGCCUCUUUUCAAGAAAGGAUGAGGGGGUAGGUGAUGUGUCUUUUGCAAACAGCAUCAAAUAGACCUUUACCAAUCAGUUCUCAAGUCCUGAUGAGAGUAGAUACCAGUUUCUGGACUGUGACUGGAUCAGACCAGCUAAUACAAGUACUGUUUAUGCCAUUUCUUGUAACAGCAGCUUUUUUGUAGUCAAUGCCAUGGCAGUAAUGUAAAUGUCUACUUUCUGAUUCUGUCCUACUUCUACAGGUAAUAGAUUUUCAAGUUGAUUUCUAAUUACUUUGAAGGUUCUUUAUGACUAGAUUUUUAUAUUGCUAACUUUGUAAAAAAAGAAAAAGAAAAAAGUGGGUACCCUCUAAUCUUGGGGGGAAAUACUUGUUUAAGCAAUGUUCCAGUGUUUUCAUCAGAAAGAAUACAAGAUACGUUUUUAUUUUUCUCCCACUAAUGCUAAGUGUUUAAUUGCUGCAGAGUUUAUAGCCCUUUUGUACUUAUCUCUUAUACAUCAUUAUCCAGAAAUCUUACUUGACAAAUGAAAGCUCCAGUGUUCUUAUAAACUUUCCAUCCUGAAAUGUCCGCUCCAUUCAUUUCAGUGCACGAAGCUGAUUCCUAGAAUAGCUUUUGAAUAGGAACUCCCAAAACACAUGAUAAGGGCACGCAAAUCUUUGGAUUAGUGUGACCGAGUCCAAGUUUUUAUAAUAGUUUUAACAAUACAACUACUUACAGCUACUUAAUUUCUUAGCUAUUCACCUCUUUUAUUCCAGUGGGUUUUCUGUGUUUUACUUCAAAGAUAAAAUUUCCAGGGCAUGAUGCAAGAUGGUUCAGAGUUUAAUCAAGAUCGAUUUAGGAGCUGUUUGAUCACGGAUGAAUAAGCAAUACAACAAAUCAGUAUUAUUCUUUAUAAAACAGCAUUUUAAAGUUCUGUAUUGGUUUCUCAUGUUUCUGUCAAUAAGCUAAACUAUUUGUAGUUCACCUAAAUAACUUUAUUUAGAAAUCAGAUUUUUAAUACAACCAACACUACAACUAUAACAUAGUUGUGAGAUCGGUGACUUUGAGAUCCAGUGGGUCUCUUCUACUAAAUAAGGGAGGACUCCUGCUUCCAAUGCAAGGUUCUUCACUUAAUGAAGAACAAUUGACUGCAAUAGAAAUGAGUGUUUGGAAUGGUGUGGAUUAUAAUCUUUGGUCCUGUUGGAUUUCCAGGAGAGUUCCCCACUUCCACAGCAACAACUGGAAUCCCCUAUUUGUGUUUGUCAAGUUACCUGAUCAUCCUAAUUUCCAUUCUUGGAUCCCAGAAACACAGAAUGCUUUCUGGCUACAAGAACAUCCUGUACUGAAAACAGAAGAACAACUUUAUUGUGCUUCUAUAGCAGUAUUAACUAGAAAGAGAAACAGGUGGGACAACUGAGCAAAAAGUAUAGGAUCCUAGUUCUGCAAGGUGUUGUUUAAAACUAGACUGUAAUACAUCGAAUCAACCACAAAAUAGAUUAAUACUCUACACAUCAUCCUGAGACUUUACAUUCCUCGCAAGGCUGAGAUUUGGAGCAGCAGUAUCCUGAUAAGCAAGAACACUGAAGGCCAAAAUAUUCCUAAAACAAGAAUGUUUAUGUUAAGCUGAUUUCAGGGAAAAAAUUUUGUUGUCAAUCUCAUGACACUCCGUUUAUGCUCAUAUUCUUGAGGUAACAUGGUGUUUUGCAGAUGCUGCUGGUCUAAUUUAUAUGCCACAUUAGCAGAGGUAGAAGAUGAGGUAGCAAAAGCAAUGUCUUCAACAUUUGGGGGACAUUUCAGGUAUGAUUAAAUCUUGUUUACACGUUGCCAUCCAGGUGGGCAAAUUCAAGUUCAAAAUUUUAUCAGUAAGAUUAAAAACAAAAACAAUGGCAGUUUAUUCAAUACAAAAUAAUGACGAAAACAUUGGCUUAAUCCUAGUGUCAACUGGGAUUGAUAAUGAUGAAAAUAUUGGCUUAAUCCUAGUUUCAACUGGAUGGCUACAUGUUGGCAGGCUAGGGUAAGAACUGUCCCUAUACAAUGCAGUGGAAAGAAUUUUUAACAUAGGCCCUUCAUGUGGAGGCCCACUUGAUUCAUGAGGUUUUUUUCAUCUCCUCUCCCCAUGGAGAAGGGGCAACUUUGCAUUAAUGGGGCAGGCAGGCAUGUAUGAGAAGCCCUAUGGAUGUCCAUUCCAUACUUUUCUGUAAGUGCUUAGGAGAGGAAAGAAGGUGCUUGUUGUGACACUUGCCCACCCCGUGAAACAUGUCACCAUCUGGUAAACUUCUGAAUCAGGACACUAAAUUGCAAUAUGGAAUAUAUUCAUUGAUUCAGAGCUUUUCAACUCUUUCAGGCCAAUGUGGCUGCCUGUGGCAGAUAUACGGGAAAUAGAUGCUUUGAUUCUUUAGUUCAGAUUAUAUUUACUACCAUGUUGCAAGUUCCUGCCAAUUUAUAGUCUCUUAUCUUAAUAUACACAACUCAUGCUGCUUUUAUUAAAAGUAAGGAUUUUUCCCAUCGCCUGUGAGCCCUAUCUACAAUUAGAAGUACAAUUACAGGGAAAAUGGGGUUAUUCUAAGCAGCCUUGAGUGAAGGGUCUUUGGAACAAUAGUUAAUAAGAUCCUUUAAAGUAAAUAAAUAUAAAAUACAGCCAAUGUUAAGCACUGAAAACUGAGUGGCUGAUAUAAUUGCUAGCAGAACUUCACCACAUGCAUCUCAGAUUUACAUUACAGGGUGUAAGAAAUUAGAUGCACAAAAGUUUAAAGCUUGAAGGAUUUUCUUUCAUUGUAAAGAAGGAGAAUUAACUUUAAAAGAUUAUUGGGAUAGGAAGAAGGCUGCAAUUGCAGUCUGGAUUAUGUGAAAGCUAGAGAUCAGAAAGGUAGUAUUGAAACAGUAAUUUAAAAGGUAUCUGUAUAAAAACAAGUUACUUUAAAAUGUUAGUGUUUCUACAAAUCCAGUGCCUAAAGCAGCCAUUACUGUAGAUUGUUAGUUUGUGAAAAUGUUUUCAGUGAUCAACUGGCUUUAAUCCAUUCUGAAAAUAGCUGACUAGACUAUUUCUCAUUGUAGCAAUUUGUAAUUUCUGAAAUGGUGGGUUUUUAAAGAUUACUACGUCUGCUUUGAGUCCUGAAACCAUUUCUCAUCAAUGUCUGCUGGUUCUGCACAAGCCCAAUUAUAUUUGUUACAAUUGCCAGCUCCUAAAAUCCCCCCUUGCAGAAAUUUGAAAUAUCUUUUUCAAAUCUAAUGCUAAAAAGUGAUCCAUCUGUAUAAUCAUAGCAAACAUCAUGGGGGGCGGGGGACAGAGAUGUCCCUGGAAAGAAACAGAUCUGUGUUUUUACCUUUUGUAAAUUGUGCUCACCCAAAGUUAAAAUUUAUUUUGCCUAACUUAAUUUACUUGAAUUUUGAGGGGGUAGAACAUGGAGGUGGUUCUCUGGGGAAUGUUUACCUUUUUGUUAAUUUGUAAAUUGUGUAAUGCAUUUUUAUUUUUUAAAUUAUGUAUAUUUCUUUUUUAAUGCACAAAAUGUUUACGUACAACUACUGCAUAUAUGUGUAUAUUGUUACUGAGCUUUAUUCAGUUUAUACAGAUCACAUGUGAAAACGUAACCAUUUUUACAUUUUCACAUGGGGUAUUUGUACAUCCUGAGGUAAUGCGGACAAUAAAUAUUAACACAAAAAUGAUGUAUGAGUUUAUUUUUUAAUUAAGACAUUAUUUCGUCAUGGGGCAGCAAGUACUCCUCCUUCAGUACUGAAACACACAUCGUGGCAGAGUGCUCUACAUCCUAUUGUACGUGUUAAGGU
Eublepharis macularius is the source of this 10033-nucleotide messenger RNA. It is a transcript of the gene THSD7A, whose product is annotated as thrombospondin type 1 domain containing 7A. Gene Ontology annotation, cellular component: extracellular matrix. Gene Ontology annotation, biological process: cell adhesion. The transcript is spliced from 31 exons. The record is from RefSeq and is a predicted model, not a curated record. NCBI's taxonomy places the organism in Eukaryota, Metazoa, Chordata, Lepidosauria, Squamata, Eublepharidae. The coding region runs from base 503 to 5440 and encodes 1645 amino acids.